Molecule: messenger RNA, 1440 nt
Organism: Cloeon dipterum
Lineage: Eukaryota; Metazoa; Arthropoda; Insecta; Ephemeroptera; Baetidae
Product: popeye domain-containing protein 3-like
Exons: 9
Coding region: 148-1272 (374 amino acids)
Biological process (GO): skeletal muscle tissue development; regulation of membrane potential; heart development
Cellular component (GO): sarcolemma
Molecular function (GO): cAMP binding
Source: RefSeq, a predicted model, not a curated record
CGGAAGCAGCGGGGUGCCCGCCCGGCGCCGACGGGGGUGGCGGGCGAGUGGAGGGCGAAGCAGCCCGCACAUGGGCAGGGGUGGCAACAGCACUGCGGAUGUUGCCCGGCGGAGGCGGACAGGUCGACCUAAUGGGCUAAUUCGGCUAUGACCACCCCGCUGGAGGCGAACGUGACUCUGGGGACCGCGGAGGACCCCUCCAAUUUCACGGCACUGCCGCCAGUAGUUCCACAUGUGAGCACCGGAGGACUGAGCUGGUGCAAUGAGUGGAAAGACCCCCAGCACGUCCUUUUCCAGCUGGCCAACGUGUGUUUCAUGAUUUCCUAUUUGGCGCCCAGCUCGCGGCACGGCAUUCUCUUCAUGCAUGCAACUCUCAUUUUAGGUUUCUUGCUCUUCUGUACGUGGUCGUGGAACAUAAUCUGCGCAGCGGACAUUUUCACCUGGAAUCUGGCUUUCAUCUUUUUCAACGCCGGCCAACUGCUGUCGAUCAUUUAUCAAAUGCGGCCGGUCAAGUUCGACGCGGAGCUCGAGGACGUUUAUCUCACCCUCUUCUACCCCUUCAAGGUGUCGCGGUCGACGUUCAAACGGAUGGUCCACAGUGAAUUCGCUCAGAUCAUGUCUCUGCACGCCGGCGAGGCGUACGCUAUGCAAAAUCUGACCAAGACUGACCGUCUGGGUCUGCUAAUAUCAGGCAAAAUAAACGUUCUGUCAGACCAGCAAUUCCUGCAUCAUAUAUUGCCGUGUGAAUUCCUUGACUCACCCGAGUUUGAAUCAAGCAAGGCGAACACGGAGGACAAAUUCAAGGUUUCAAUAGUGGCAGCCACAUCGUGCCGCUACAUUUAUUGGAUGCGCACCGCUCUCGAAUAUUUGUUCGUUAAGGAGCCGUACUUGGCCACCGUGCUGCAGACGCUGAUUGCGCGUGACAUCACAACCAAGCUGUACACCAUGAACACGAAGCUCAUGACUGCUAGGGGUUCGCACUUGGACAUCAGGCUUCCAAGCAUCAGCUCCGCAGCUUUUGGAUCCAUGGCAGCUGGCGAUUACAAAGACCCACCACGAAGCAUCAAGCACAACAUCUUUGCGGAAACUCCGUUUGCUGGCAACAUCCCGAUCCAGAAGGACACAACCGGUCUGCUGCUGCCGAACGGCAGGUUGCAGAUGGAGCCGUUGCGCGAGCUACCCUCAACAGAUGAUUUGGCGUCGGGCGUGCAGAGCUGGCUGGACACCAACUCCAAGUACCACGGCCACCACACGCCUGACCACAACUUCUAGCUUUCGCUUAUAUGCAACCGGCGUGACGCUCGUGCCCGCCACAUUGCAUACGCUCGCUAAUCAAGUCUCGACGGGCAGAAUUAAUUGGCGCAGAUAAGGAUGGAUGGCUUCAUGUGGGAAACUGUUGGUAAUUGCUCACUGCUCGGAUUAAAACAAAGUUAGACAUAA